GCUUGAACAGUUUGUUCUCGGACUUUUCGCUGGUCAGAGGCGGCUUUUUGUCGCUCCGCGCGCGUUCAUCGGAGCAAACCCCGCACAUAUUGGAAUAUCAAGAGAGUGUAGAAGCGGAGAAGUGAACAGAAAUCAAAAAUAAAAAUAUUGGAAAAAAGUGUGAUUUAGAAGUGGGAUUCUAAGGAUAGCAGUGAACGAUUACGGUUGGCUGGGGUGUUAAUCAAAAGUGAACAGAGGAAAAUUUUCGUUUUCCGCAGAAUCGAAGUGAAAAUCCGACCGGAAGUGCCUGAAAAAAGUGAUUCUUUGCGUACUAUUUUGACACGGAUUUCUACCGAGAGUAGUAUAGUUCAAUAUCAGCAGACAAAACACUACCACUAAAGCGGCGAGCGACCGUAGGGACCAGAGUGUAUGUUGUACGUACGGUUGCUGCCCCGCUGCUGCUGUUCAGUUCAGUGCCUGCCGAUGUGACGGCGACGGUUAGCUGUAUUUAGAAAAGCAUCACCGUUGUGCGCUCCGUCGUCCGCGUCGUUGCUAGUAGUGUGCCGCUCGAGGCAUGAUCCCAUAUAGAACACUACUCGGGAUAUCGUGCUCGGGUAAUGAGAUGAUGAGUUUAUAUAAGUACACAGAAGCAUAAAAAUAAAUUCAUUGAAAAUGAAAUUAUUUCUCUACAGUGAGUGAGUGAGUGAGUGCGGCGACAGCUUGCCAGCAUGAAUUAUCAUCGGCGAAUUCCUUCUGCGAUUCGCAAAAUGAGGCAAAAUGCGACGACACUGCUGCCGCUGCCGGUGCUGCAACGAAAGUAAAACAAGCAAUUAAUUUGCGAGUGAAAAUCAACCAAGGAAAAACUACUCCCCAUCAUCUGUGCUCCACACACUCGGGUGGUGAGCCAGAGGCAAGAAAUUAGUGUAAAUAUCAGCGACGUGAUUAAAAAUAAAAUGCCCAGAUUAAUUGCCGUCGUCGGCAUUUGGAUGCUGCUGCUGUCUGCGGUGGCGGUGGUGGUGGUGAAUUCGUCGGCGAUCGAUGCCCAGUUCGGACUGGACUGGGACCAGGACGCUACCGGGAUUAUCGCGAGUGGCGACUGUCCCCGGCUGUGCUCGUGCCUUGGAAAUGUCAUCGACUGUUCGGAGAAAAGCUUGAAGUCGCUGUUCCACAUUCCAUUGUGGGUGGAAAAUCUAGAGUUAUCGUCGAAUCGGCUCGGCUACGACGCAGUUCAGGCGCAGGUGGUCAACCUCGGCAAAUUACAGGUUCUCAACGUCAAUCACAACAACCUCGGCCGAAUACCGCGGUUUUCGGGGCUAAUAAGCUUGGUGCGGCUACAGUUGGCCAACAAUGGAAUCGAAGCGAUCGAAGUCGAAGCCCUGCAAGCAUUGACGAGCCUGAGGUUCCUGGAUCUGUCCCGGAACAGCAUCAAGGACGUCAACUAUGGGUCGUUCCCGGCGAAAAAUAGCUUACAGUAUUUGAACUUGAACUUCAACAAGCUGACCACGCUGGGCAAGGGAACAUUCCAGCGGUUGCAGUCGCUGAAACGAUUGGAAAUCAACAGCAAUAUCCUGGAAGAAGUACUGAGCUUAACCUUCCAAAAUUUGAAUCAGCUUAAAAGUCUGAAGAUGAACAACAACCGCAUUUCCAGUCUCAUGGAUGGCGUUUUCCAUGGCCUAACAACAAUUCAAACACUGGAGUUGAAUAAUAACAGCAUAACCAGUAUACGCAAAGGAGGUCUUUUUAACUUAACGAGCCUUACCAACUUAGCCUUAUCGCGGAACGCUAUCGUCGAGAUCGAACAGGACGGUUGGGAAUUUUCUCCGCGUCUGUUAACCCUCGAUCUCUCCUACAAUCGGUUGGAGUCUCUGGACAAGUACACGUUCGAGGAACUGUCGCAGCUUAAAACGCUAAAUCUGGAAGGUAACCAGAUCUCGGCCGUCGGAGAGGGAACCUUCAACAAUACGAAAAGUUUGGAGGUGUUGUACUUGGGAAUGAACAAGAUUUCCUGGACCAUCGAGGACAUGAAGGGACCGUUCUAUGGUCUGUCCAAACUGGAGCGACUUUAUCUCAAUUCGAAUGAAAUCAAAUCCGUCAGCAGGAAUGCCUUCAUUGGGCUCAAAUCGUUAAUGCUGCUGGAGCUGAGUCAGAACAACAUUUCAUCCAUUCAGAACAAUGCCUUCAAGGAUACGGUGCGGUUGAAUAAACUUAUUAUGAACUCCACGAACCUACUUUGUGAUUGCAAUCUUGUUUGGUUCUACCAUUGGAUGGAGGAGCGAAAAGAAGUUUUCCAGUUGGACGCCGAGUGUAGCUAUCCCAUAUGGUUGCGAGGACGACUGAUUCGGGACUUGAGUGCUUCCAAUUUCUCUUGUUAUGACUCGCCGAAACCACACCUCAUUGACGAACCAAAAACGCAGUUCGGGAUUCGUGGAACCAACGUCACUCUCGUAUGCACCGCAACAUCGACCGCCGCGGAUGUUAUGACUUUCAAGUGGAAACACGACAACCAAGAGCUGCCCGUGUCCGAUUCUACUGUCACGCAGCUCAAUAACGACAAUGGUACGGUAGGCACCACAAAGCUCACCAUACCCUAUAUCCAGAAUGGAGCCGCCGGCAAGUAUCAGUGCAUCAUCACCAAUGCCUACGGAGUGGUUUAUUCGCAGAAGGUUAAGGUUACUGUCGGUACAUUCCCGUUCUUCAAGAAGACUCCCAGCGAUAUUAGCGUACCAGCUGGGAAAAUGGUUCGGCUGGAUUGUGCCGCUGCUGGAGAUCCCAAACCGCAGAUUUCGUGGGAAAAGGACGGGGGAAAUGAUUUCCCCGCGGCAAAAGAUAGAAGGAUGCACAUCUCAGCCGACGAGGAUGCAUUCUUCAUCAUGGACGCUCAAAUAGUGGACAUGGGGGUGUAUACUUGCUCGGCGGAGAAUGCGGCUGGCGUGAUUAAGGCUAGUGCUUCUGUGUUGGUCCUCGAAUCACCGAUGCUGUUGAAACCUUUGGAGACAAAAGUGGCCGAGUUGGGAACGUCUAUUGUGCUGGAUUGCUCUGCUUCGGGGUACCCAAAACCAACCAUCCAAUGGUUCAAAGACGGAGAACCCCUCGUGAUAACCGAGAGGCACUUCAUAAUAGCGGAGGGACAACUGAUGAUCAUCGUUAAAACGGAUUUCGACGACGCAGGAGAUUACGUAUGUCAAGUGGAGAAUGAAUUUGGAAGGGAACAAGGCUUGAUGAAGCUUUCAGUUAUCGAGGGCGAAGAAUUGGUCGAGGACGAUAUACCAAAUAGCAACACAGAAACGGUCACGAAUGGUCAUGUGUUGAACGACAGAGAUAUCGUCGCAAUUAUCUUGAUUACGAUCGUAUGUUGCUGUAUUCUCACUUCACUAAUCUGGCUAGUGGUGAUGUUCCGGAUGCGAAAACGCAAUGACGGUUUCAAUGGAUACGCGGAUAAUCUUCAAGCCAAUCAACAGAACUUGAUCGUUCGCAGCGGCAUCGGGUCUGCUCCUGCCGGAUAUUUUGAAUUCCUUAUUCCCAUGGUUCGGAACGAAGCAACCACCAACGUAGAUGACGAAGAGCAAAACCCUCCCACAAACCGCUGUUACUACACGGUUGUUCCUAAGGUGCCACUCAAAUCCCGUCGAAACGGUGCCGAAUCCGACGACAUGGACGAUGAUCUUUCGUCGAAAGAUUCCGGCACUGGUGGGGACUGUGGAUCUGCCACGGGUUCCACCAACGCCCAUCGUGGCAGCCACGACGAUCUCAAAUGCCUCUUCCAAACGCUCAAUCGUAAAACGGCCGAACUGGGUAGCGCCUACACCUAUGAUGAACAUGAUCCGGACUCGGAUCCACGGAUAGAGCCACCCCCUCCGAUUCCACCCAUCAAUGCCACCACAGCCGUCCUGGUCAACAUGGAUCCGAACAAGAUUGUGUAUAGCGAUGAUCUGCCACCGCCGAUCAUCUCCCGGAUGGCCAACUCACAGACAUUUCCGGCUUUCGUGCAUCCGUCUUCGGUGACAUCCUCGUCAUCGUUAGUGGCGGCAGCCUCGAUGGAAGCGUCGGUUAGCGGGGGUCAGCAGCACGCCGAACCCCAGCAGCAGCCUAGUCAAAUACAGGUCAACAAGCUGUACCAGCUGUUGAUCGAGAAACCAGCACUGUUGGAGGAUGCUCCACCCGUACAGCAGCAGCAGCCGGGAGGGCAGGCUGUGAAUAGUGAUGAUGUUGGGGCGAGCUGUAGUAGUUCGGUGAAUAGGGAAAUGGUGGGUGGUGAGAUGCAAAGUAGAUGUGGUAGUGGAUUUAGAAGUGGGUCUAUCAAUGAGACCGAUUUGCGAGAAGCUGUGAGGUAAAUUGCGCCUAGAAGCAAUUUUGGAAUUCGUAUUUUGGUUGAUUUUUAAAAUGUCAACCCUGAAGUCCAGAUAGAAAUAGUUAAGUAUAAAAUCUUAGGGCUGCUGGUUAAUUUGGUGUCAUAAGUUUGUACUAAGGAUCACUUCAAUAUUGGGUACAUUACUCAAAUGUUUUGCCAUAUACAACAACAAUAUCGUUGUUUUGGGUAGCAACUUCAGAAGGCGAUAUAUCAGACGUAUAGCAUACUAUUAGCCAUUGAAAUGUCUGAUAUUUUCCUUGGUGUUUACAGGGGGAGGGCUGAUCUAAUUAGUAAUAUUUUUAAUCAAAAUAUAGCUCCAACUUGCUAUGCCCCCCUUGACAUAGAUUUACCCAUCAUUCAAAACUCUAACCAUUGAACGAUAAAAGUAUUAGUAAUCACCCAGUCACAGUAUCUCCAAAUCACCAAACCAAGUUUAGCUAAAUUAGAGCAAGUUUUAUGUAGUAUAUGACCACCAAAAUCCAUCCCAGUUAGUAGGAUAUUUAUAGUAGCAUUAGUUUUAGUGAAAAUAAAGACCAGUUCCUUCUUAUCUGAUAAUCUAAAGUAAAAGCAGAUUGAUGGCAGGGAAAUUUUCGCAUGAUGCACAUUCGCAAACCUGGCGGCUGAUUUGAUUUUACAACAACUGAAAAUGUGAUGGACUCCAAAGUGGUCAUCAAUGUAAGAAAGUGUGAGUGAAUUAUAUUUUUGCCAAGAGAUUAUUUGUAUAUUCAUAAGUUUUAUGAAAUGCGUCAUUAUGUAUACUGAAUCAUUUCAUGUUUUGUUGCAUGAGCUUGUUUGUGUUAACUUAUCGAAAACAAGCUGCCCGCCUGCCGUUUCUAUUCGGACCAUUGAUAUCCGCCAAAGUUCGCAGAAAGAUUGUUGAUCAUUAUUUUUAUUUCACAAAUUAUUAUGAAACGCUUUGAAGAAAUUUAACUAAAAUUGGGUUUUGAUCCACUCCUACUUCUGAAUGUGUUCAAUUGAUUUGAUGUAAUAAAUAGGAAAAUGGUCCUUAAUUGUAAUUCAUGCUCAUUUUGUCUAAGACUCGUGGUGGAGUGAUAUGGAAAUUGAAAAUUAAAAUCUUGCGCAAAACCACGGUAAUUCAAAAUAUUAUUUUCUGCAAUUAAUGCAGGAUCAGAAUUGAUCUUUUCUGUCAAAAAUUUCAAUUAGUUCAAGAGCCUCUUUUUGGUGUCUUUUUUAUUUUUUGAUGGAAUUGGAAAUUGAAAAUAACAUAAAUUGCUGCAAUCUAUUUUGGCUCUACAUUUACCCUAUUUUGGACCAACAUCACACUGAACACAGUGGAAAAUGCCGUUCAUCUAUGGAAUAUGACUUUGGCAUUGUAAUUCCAAGACCAUCUCCUGGCAUCAAGUAGUUUAUUAGCGUUUGAUCACGAGAAUAAUUUUAGCAGCGAUUGUUUGCGUGUGUUAGUGUGAGCUAAAAAAGUUUUAUAUUCGAUACAUACUCUAUAAAGUAUUCUGUAUUUUUGCUAAUGUAGUGUGAUUAGAAAAAGCAAACUAUUUUCUUGUGGAAAAGAUUCCGAAGCAAAAUGACAAUUUUUUAUACUAGUAGAAAUUGCUUUCCGUAGGCUAAGUUUGGAAGAACAUUUUCACCGAUAUUAUUGUGUAGUUAAAAAAACAACUGGUGAUUCCUAAUCGAUAAUCGAUUGUCAAAAAAAUUGAUUGUGUCUUAACUCUUAAUGUUUCUGAAAAACAAAAGAAACUGCGACUUACCUUAUUACGAUUUGGUGAGUUGCUAACUUUCUUGGUAAAAUGAAUUUGACUUGGUCACUGACAGCCUUAUGGAAAAGGACUGAAAAUAUUGAUGUCUAUAUUUUACAAUGCAGAUAAAGGUGAUAAGUCCUUGAACGUUCGUGUGAUUUUUUUACUAUCCCUAAAACAACAAGCCAUAGUUAAAGCAAACAAGUGCAUCUUCCUAUUGAAAUUCUACAAAAUAUUAAUCCACGCGCCACUAAAAUUGUAUAUGCUCUUCACUAAAAAAGAAACCUUAGCUCGUAAGCGAAUGCGAAUUGACUCUGUGAUUUUGUUUUCUUGUUUUUAGCGACAAAGCUUGUUUUUUUUUUUAAUUUUGACCUAUAUAGUCGUUCGAAAGUCGGACGAAAAAUUUAUUGUUAUUAUCAUUUGCAUCGGGAAGAAGAAACGAUGACGAGAGCACGAUACAAUUUCGGAUUAAAUCAUUGUGGAGCCGCCACUCUCAAUAAUUGUUUCCGAGUGACCAAACAAUGAGUAAUAGCUUAACGAUGUGAGAACCUAACCGAUAAACUCGCAUAUUAUCCCCCCAGAGGCUUGGCUCAAACCAAAGAGAUUUCCCUGUGUAAAAUAAUCUAUUUUAAUUAAACUCUGAGUCAUGAAAUAAAGUUAGUUCCAAUCACGAGGCUCACGCUCUUCAAAAUGUCAUCGUUAAACGUCAUCGUUUCAACGUAAGUUUAAAUAGUUCGUAACUAUUGCAAUUAUUGAAAAAAAAAAAAACAGAAAUGUUUCUGCGAAACUAAGACGAUUAAAAUUUUUCAGAUAAUACUACAAAUAGAUAGAAGCAAGUGCCGUAAUAAGUUAAGCAUUGGCAGACUGAUUUAAAAUCGUAUUGUUAUAAAAGCGUUGCCUUCUUUUCACACCGUUAAAAAUCACACAUUUGCCUUUUGGAAUCGCAACAUCACUUAAAAUUUUGAAACAAUCAGUAUUUACCAUUUACUUAAAAAAAAGUCCAUAAUUAAAAUCUCUUACAUAACCGUCAUUAUAACAAGAAAAGGAAAAAAUAGAUUUUUCAGAGGUUAAACAAUCUCAACUACAAACCACUCAGUACAACAAUUAUAGCAGUUUUUUUUCUCCAUGUCCAAAGCUUUCUACUAUUUAUUUAGUAAUUUAUUUCAGUUAGCAAAUAGCAAUCACUAGAACAACAUAAAACAGUAUGAGUAAAAUACCACAGAACAAUAAUGUAACUAAAACGAAUAUGAAUUGAUCAAAUAUUAAGUUAAUCAACAAUUGUUCACUAGUGCACGACUUCCAAAUCUAUUACUAUUUAAAUGCGAAGUAAUAUUUUUUAAAAUAUGCCACGUACUACCCACUAUAUACAAUAUUGAAUGAUGUGAGUGUUGAUAUAGCAUUAUUUAUUGAGAAAGAAAACUUUCAAACUUUACCGAAUAGACCCGUAUGGGAUUUGUAAAUAAACACUUUGUACAAACUACAAUCAAUACAAACUACUUAUAAAGAUAACAAGUUUUUAUCGUGAUGAAAAUUUUAGGCCACAAAAUGAUAAUGACAUUAAUAAAACAAAAUACUAAUUAUUCAAAACGGGA
Messenger RNA from Armigeres subalbatus, 7631 nucleotides. RefSeq names its product leucine-rich repeats and immunoglobulin-like domains protein 2 (gene lbk). The transcript has 7 exons. Bases 933 to 4310 code for a protein of 1125 amino acids. The record is from RefSeq and is a predicted model, not a curated record. Gene Ontology annotation, molecular function: protein binding. Lineage: Eukaryota; Metazoa; Arthropoda; Insecta; Diptera; Culicidae.